UUGCUGUAUAUAUCGUAAAUAAAUUUUUAUAUCUGAUGGCACACAGCAACAGUUUUGCUUCUGUAUUCUCAAAUGGUUAUGUCAACAUUCAAGAGCCUACUUCAAGAACCUUUCCUAUCCAACUUACAGUUCACACUGCUCGACUAAAUGGUGGUGGUUUGUUCAACAAAGCUCCAGAUGUUUAUUUAGAGAUUAUUGUUGACUCAAAUGCUGAACUAGCAAAGAGAACAAGUACCAAAAAACGAACUUAUUCACCUCAAUGGGAUGAACCUUUUAAUUUAAUUGUUGGAGAGAAUUCCUUGAUUGAAUUCAAAAUAUUUAGCAAAACUAAAUUUUUUGAUGACAAUUUGAUAGCUUCGAAGACCAUAAAGGUUAUGCAUUGGGUUAAGAAAGAAUCUGAUAAUGGCAAAUUUGACAAUGUAAAGAUAACCAUUCCAUUAAUCUCAAAAGAUGCAAGAGAUCGUGAAUCGAAGACUGGCGAGCUUAAAGUUUAUGUCAAUGGAACAAUUGAGAGGACCAGACGUGGAUGUACACGAGGGACUUCUGCUACACCUUCUGUAGUCCAAGAGCUUCCUGCUACUUUUAGUAACGAGAGUAACGAGCCGUCAACAUCAACUGGAAUAAAUGCAGGUAGUAAAAUUUUUUGUUUAAUAACUUUUCUAUUAGUUGCUAAUGGGGAACUUGUAAAUGCGCCAAAAACUCGUGAUACAAUAAUGCCACAAACGGAGGCUGCCCUUAAUACUGCUGGCGAAGAGCCACUUCCUUCAGGUUGGGAAAUGCGUUCAGACCAGUUUGGAAGGCGUUACUACGUUGACCACACGACUAAGAGUACUACAUGGGUCAGACCAAGUAAUACUCCACUACCCCAAGGUUGGGAAUCGCGACGUGAUAAUCGAGGGCGUGUUUAUUAUGUUGAUCAUAACACUAGAACUACAACUUGGCAAAGGCCUACUCUUGAUAUGCUAGCUGCUCACGAGCAAUGGAACUCCAAUCGUUCUCAAGCUAUGAGUCAAUGGGAACAGCGUUUUCUUUACAAUUCUGAAGAAGAGGAUCAUUUGGGUCCAUUGCCUACUGGAUGGGAGCGCAGAGUAGAACCCAACACUGGACGAAAUUACUUUGUAAAUCAUCAAAACCGAACAACUCAAUGGGAGGACCCACGAACUCAGGGUCUUCCUAACGCUCCACUACCCGAAGGAUGGGAAAUGCGUAUAACUGAACAAGGAAUUCCUUUCUUCAUUGAUCACAAUACUAAGUCAACAACUUAUAACCAUCCUCGUACUGGACGUCCUGUUGGACCGCUAGGAGGGCCUGGACUUCAAAUGGCUUCAGAUAAGACGUUUAAGAACAAAGUUGCUCAAUUCCGUUAUCUGUGUUAUUCUAAUGCUUUUCCUAAACAUGUAAAAAUUUCUGUUACUCGUCAAAACCUUUUUGAGGAUUCGUUUCAAGAGGUCAUGAGAAAGAGUCCAAUAGAAUUUCGUAAUCGUUUAUAUAUUCAAUUUAAAGGAGAAGAUGGACUUGACUAUGGAGGUGUUGCUAGAGAAUGGUUCUUCUUACUUUCUCAUGAUGUGCUCAACCCUAUGUAUUGUCUCUUCGAAUAUGCCAAUUCAAAUAAUUAUAGUCUUCAAAUAAACCCUGCUUCUUUUGUAAAUCCUGAUCAUUUAAAAUAUUUUGAAUUUAUUGGUCGUUUUAUUGCAAUGGUUUGUUUUAAAAGCUUUGAAAAAUAUUUUUAUUUAAAGGCUUUGUUUCAUGGAAAAUUUAUCUAUAGUGGAUUUACUCUUCCUUUUUACAAGAAGAUGCUUAGCCGAAAAAUAACUCUUAAAGAUUUGGAAUCUGUUGACUCAGAGUUUUACAAUUCAAUUGUUUGGAUUCGUGAUAAUAACAUUGAUGAAUGUGAUAUGGAAUUAUAUUUUGUGGUAGAUUAUGAAUUGUUGGGUGAAGUGAAGACACAUGAAUUAAAAGAAAAUGGAACAGAAAUUGCCGUUAAUGAAGAGAAUAAAGUUGAAUAUAUAGAAUUAUUGGUAGAAUGGAGAUUUAAUAGAGGAAUUGAACAACAAACAAAUGCUUUCUUUCAAGGAUUUACAUCUAUUUUUCCUCUUCAAUGGCUACAGUAUUUUGAUGAACGUGAACUUGAAUUGCUUUUAUGUGGAAUGCAAAAUAUUGAUGUAGAUGAUUGGCAGCGAAAUACUGUUUAUCGACAUUAUGCUCCACAAAGUAAACAAAUUCAGUGGUUCUGGCAAUUUGUUCGAUCUUUGGAUCAAGAAAAACAUUCCAAAUUGUUACAAUUUGUUACAGGGACAUGUCGUGUGCCUGUUGGCGGUUUUGCUGAAUUAAUUGGUUCAAAUGGCCCUCAAUUAUUUUGUAUUGAAAGGGUGGGAAAAGAGGGAUGGUUGCCACGUUCACAUACUUGUUUUAAUCGCCUUGAUUUGCCACCAUAUCGCUCUUAUGAGCAACUUGCAGAAAAACUAACUGCUGCCAUUGAGAUGACUGAAGGUUUUGGCAACGAAUAA
This is a messenger RNA of Meloidogyne enterolobii, 2507 nucleotides long. NCBI's taxonomy places the organism in Eukaryota, Metazoa, Nematoda, Chromadorea, Rhabditida, Meloidogynidae. The record is from the annotation of a GenBank genome assembly.